Heterobasidion irregulare TC 32-1 is the source of this 1089-nucleotide messenger RNA. RefSeq lists its product as uncharacterized. The transcript is spliced from 5 exons. The record is from RefSeq and is a predicted model, not a curated record. NCBI's taxonomy places the organism in Eukaryota, Fungi, Basidiomycota, Agaricomycetes, Russulales, Bondarzewiaceae. The coding region runs from base 64 to 804 and encodes 246 amino acids.
ACUAUCAUCCGAGACUAAGGUUCAUCUACACAACUCAAUCUUCCGAGUAGAAUCGCUUCAGCUAUGGCCUACUACGCGACACCCGCUGCCGCCAAUUAUUAUACCGCCCCUGCACACACUCAUAGACAAAGAGGGUUCCGUUUAUGCGAUCAGUGUGGAAUCGUUGAGCAGCCAGCGAUCAGGCAGUUUCGACUUUGCGGUGGUUGCAUGACGACCAACUAUUGCUCUACGGACUGUCAGAGACUGCACUGGCCUACACACAAAGCCAUCUGCAAGCAUACCAUAUCCCAGAUCUCGGCCUCCAAACAGCAACCCAUCAACGAUGACUAUCCAGAUGAAAAUCUUGCCAAACUUCUUCGAAAGUUCACUUCGAUGCAUACGUCGUUGUUGGGCUGGGCUGGGUUCCAGGGACUUCAGCUCAAGCAUGUGCCUGCGAAUGUCCGCCAGCAUGCGCUCCUUGUUGAGCUCAGCUACCGACCCUCCGCAGACAAACACCGGCAAUUCACCAUUAAAGGCACACACAUCGUUCCUCGAGCUUAUGUGACAGGCAGCGAUCCUCUUGUCGCGGCUGAGAUCCAGCAGCGCGAUGAUAGAUGCAGGCGCAGUGGUGGUAUCGGGGCUGCUGUCGUGUUGAUUCAGUGCGGGGGUCUCAGUCAGGUGAUGCCUGUCGAAGUUGACGCUCCAAGCAAGAUUACGUGGGAUAUCCGCGAUGAUUGGGAGGAUGUCCUCCACCAUUUCGUCGAGUCUGGUCGAUCAGAUUUCAAGCCAAUAUCGACUACUUCUAGAGGCGUGUAUUACGGGUGAUUGGCGGCCACCAAUUGUCAUCCUUGUUGGUUUAGACGAGACCUUCGGUACUGGACUAUCGUUGGUUGACUCAUCUGUCUUGUUCGAUUUUUUGCCAUUAUCUUGCUACUCUUUUUCCCUCCUUUCAUUGGGUUGGACUCUACCAAGAUACCUUAUCGUUUUUCCUGACGCUCUCUCCGUAGCAUUCUAUGUCGUUGAUCACUCACUGUAUUUUUAUCCCUCCGGGUCUUCACCCUUCGAUCUUGUAGUACUAAAUAGUGACAAUAAUAAGGCUGCCCAACACAA